AUGGAAUAUAAUUAACUUCAAAAGGAGGCUAAUCAAUGCAUGGAAAACAUUCUAUUUUUAGCAAUAGACAAAAAGUAAUAACCGAAUGUAUAAUCAGAGGAGUAUUAGAGAUGCUAGAAAUUAGUAACAGAAUUUAGAAAAUAAUUUAUUGACCAUAUGGCAAAAACCUUGAAUUUAGAUGAGAAAUCUGUUCAACAUAUAAAUUCUUAAAUGAACAGCAAAUAAAACUGA
Messenger RNA from Paramecium tetraurelia, 231 nucleotides. RefSeq lists its product as uncharacterized. The transcript has a single exon. Lineage: Eukaryota; Ciliophora; Oligohymenophorea; Peniculida; Parameciidae. The record is from RefSeq and is a predicted model, not a curated record.